UACGUGUAAGUGUGCCAUGUGUAAGAGCUUUUUAUUUUUACGUUCCUCAGCUUGGAAUUAGGAAAAUACAUCUGUAGGUUGUCGUGUAUGACACUGACAGUUGACAGAUUAAAUUUACUUAUGGAUAUGGCAUAGCGUAUUUUAUUGAUUUUCAAAUUUUCUAUUUUGCGAUCUGGCCGUAUUCAAAUUAAUAUUAACUUGGGCCAUAACAGUAAAGUAGCGUAUUAGAAAAUGUGAAUAAUUGGACGAUUCAGGGCUCAAUAAUGGCAGCUACUUAUUUUAUGUUGAAAUUACUUGAAAAGAAACGUAUGGCUCGCAAACUUCGUAAUCUUACAAAUGGAAACUUAAAUAAUGAACAAAUAAUUACAGACCAUACUUCAAAAGAUACUUUCAGGUGCAGGGUAUGUUUAAAGAAAGGUAAGAUACCAAUAUUUGGCGAUGAAAGUUGUAGAAAUAUUUCCGAAGAUAUAUGUUUAUUUGGUGACAUUGUAAUCAGUAAGGAAGAUAAUCAUCCCCAGCACUUGUGUGAUGCUUGUAAAGCUUUACUUGAUGCUGCCAUCCUUUUUCGGAGAACUGCAAAAGAAAGUGAAACAGUGCUUAUGAAAAGUUUAGAACUAAAAAUAAACACUGAAGCACCGUCUGAUAUUGAUGAUUAUGAUCAUGAGAUAAAUGCAGAUGAAAUUACUCAUAAAGAUGAGUAUGAAUCUCAAUUGCAACCUGUAAAAUCAUUUAAUUGUAAGCUAUGUAAGAAGAAUUUCAGAACAAAUGAAGAAUAUGCAAGACACAGAAGUUCCAGGGAACAUAAGAAUGUAAGGAUACAAUGUUCUAUUUGUAAUCGUUUGCUAACAGCUCAGUUGUAUAAGAAACACUUAGUUAGACAUCAAACUGCGUCACAUUUGAUAUGUGAAGUUUGUGGGAAAUUGUAUAGAAAAGACAAUUUAAUUAGACAUCUACAGUUGCACAGUUUUGACUUGCCAUUCCAAUGCCAGGUGUGUCCAUAUAGAGGCAGAUUUAUUGAGUCACUCAGGAUACAUAUGAGAACACACACUGGAGACAAACCAUUUUCUUGUGACAAGUGCCAACUUAGGUUCUUGACUCGUAGCAACCUUAACAGACAUCUACUGACACAUAGAAAAGAAAGACCAUUCAAAUGUACUGAAUGUGGCCGGGGUUUUUACACCAAGUGCGAUAUGGAUGUACAUUUUAAAUCAGAUCAUGUGGGGAUUAAGGAUUUUGUGUGCAGAAUGUGUGGGAGCAAAUAUGGCACAAGAAAAGCAUUGAUGAGACAUGAAUUGAGGGUUCAUAAAAGGGAUAAAAUGGCUAAGGGAAGAGUGCCUUUAUAUUUACAGAGUGAAUACAGGAAACAAAGUGAGGAGCAUGUGCAAAUUUAAAACUGGACAAGCAUGGUAAAAGAAAGUUCAAGACAUUUUUGCUAGUACACACUAAAUAGUAAAGGUAGAAUACGGAGAUGUAAAAUACCGUUUCAAUUUUAUACCAUUUCAAAAAAUAUUACAAUUCACAAAGGGUUAUUCAAUUAAAAGAACUUGACUUUCA
This is a messenger RNA of Cydia pomonella (codling moth), 1554 nucleotides long. Its product is annotated as gastrula zinc finger protein XlCGF17.1-like. Gene Ontology annotation, cellular component: nucleus. The record is from RefSeq and is a predicted model, not a curated record. Lineage: Eukaryota; Metazoa; Arthropoda; Insecta; Lepidoptera; Tortricidae. The transcript has a single exon. Gene Ontology annotation, biological process: regulation of transcription by RNA polymerase II. The coding region runs from base 264 to 1391 and encodes 375 amino acids. Gene Ontology annotation, molecular function: DNA-binding transcription factor activity, RNA polymerase II-specific; RNA polymerase II cis-regulatory region sequence-specific DNA binding; zinc ion binding.